AUGUUACCGGUGGUCGAGCUGGGCGGUACCUCACUGACUCUCGAAAGCUUUUACAACGUUUGCUAUUGCAGGGCUCCCAUUGUCCUUGACGCAUCUGUUUUCGCUGCUUUCCUCCCUGCUCCCGAGAACCCAGUGCCUCGGGCACCCUACCAUUAUGCCACCCUUUUUUCGGGAAAGUACCGCUCAGUACCGUACGUCCUGUCACGGGCGUACAUAUUCACAAUGCUUUCGCUCCUGGCCAGUAGCCCUGCCUCUGUUUCGAUAACUGUCCUCCAAGGCCUAACCAGAAUCCUCAACGGCCCAAAAGACAUCGCCCUUCAGCGACCAGAGUGUGUGCUCCUUCCGAACUCUGCACUUGAAAAAGACUUGCUGGAUCAGCUGCUCUCUAUUCUCACCGAGGGCCCAGAUAACCCUUUCUACAUCGAGCUAUCGGACGAAGAUAUUAACAUUUUCAAGCUAAAUGCUCAUGCCUUUACCCUGUCCGUGUCAUUUGCGUCGUCCAUUCUCCUGUCCUUUGUAGCCACGCUCCAUGAGGCUGCUCUUUCCUUUUCUUUCGAACUUAUGUGUGCAAGGGUUAGAGAGUUAUUUGACUUCGUCAAUUAUACCGUUCAGCGAAAGCACUCUGGGAUGAAGGCAGCCAUGUCAAACGUGAUGAGUCUUAUAUCUGGCUCUAAAAAGGUAACUCAGAAAGGGAGUAAUUUGUUCUGCUCACAGUCGCUAUCAUUGGCUGGGGAGAUACGUGAGCUGGCCACGGAGUUGCGAACCGCCGUGCGACCGGAUACGGCUUCGGCAGCAUACACUAGUCUCGAUACAAGGCCUUUGACUGAUGUAACAACACUUUCUCUCCUACACGGCGUACAGUUGAAGAUAGCGACUAUCCGUUCACUGUCGAUUGCACGCCGCCACUUGGUCGAUGCUGUCGUGGUAGAAAAGGGGAUUUGGAAAGCACCCUCGGACGAUGCAUACGGGGUUGCGGAAAGCGAGAUGCUAGACGCACUAAAGAAGGAGCCAGUGCCGGUUUUGCACGCGCUGCUACUCCCUGUGCAGCUAUGUGGUGUUCUCAAGGACCUUUCUACAGAGUUGCUGUCUGCCUUUACCAAGCUAUCUAUUGCUCAAGCAGGACUUUCCAAGGGGAAGAUACAAGUGGGCCAGGGGGUACUGAUAGCUAUGGAUACCUAUGGUGAUCUUUUUAGAGAAUGUCAGUCCGCAUCCGGUGCGCACCAGUUUUGGUGUAUCUCGAGGAUCGUGCGUGCCAUGACUGACCACCUCUUCCUUGCUAUUUCUAACGCUCGCAUCCCCCAGCCUCCGUGCGGUAUGCGUGACUUGCUCCCUGGACAGAUGGUGCUUAGGCAAGCUGCUCUUUCACUGAUAACGAGCGUAUUUCAACAACAUGGCGCCGUCUGCAUAGAGACCCCAGUCAUGGAAUCGCGGUCUGUGCUGAUGGGCAAGUAUGGCGAAGAGCAGAAGCUGAUUUACAAUGUCUCUGAUUAUGGGGAGGAACCUCUAUCUCUUCGGUAUGAUUUAACGGUCCCGUUUGCGCGCUAUUGUGCCACACACAGGGAGAAGUCGAUUAAGCGCUAUUCCAUCGGGCGCGUUUACAGACGAGACAAGCCUGUUAUGGAAAAGGGGCGUUUUCGUGAGUUUUAUCAAUGCGAUCUGGAUAUUGUCUAUGAGCCCAACACGCAGGCACCGAUGGCUGCUGACGCUGAGGUCGUAGUUAUUGUAUUUGAGAUUCUGCAUGCUCUAAGGAAGAGCAUCCGUAACUUCGAAAUAUUGAUAAAUCACCGCGGCAUACUCGACUCAGCGAUGGCAGUGGCAGGUGUUUCAGAUGAGCAGAAAAAGGCGGUGUGCAGCUGUAUCGACCAGCUGGAUAAGCACUCCAAGGAGGAAGUAAGGGAUAAGAUCGUGAAGUCCAAGGGGCUCACUCCUGUUGUGGCCGACACGGUUUUAGCUUUAAUUGACUUUAAGCUUCCUACAUCCCCGCACAUGUUUGCCAACUCUCCCUUUGACUUCGUGUCCACUGCGAUCGCGGCUCUUAAGGAGCUGCAUGCAUCUAUUUCUUUGGACAGCACGCUCUCCUCUCAAUUCAUCGACGCGAUCAGCCCAAGGCUUGAGCAACUAGGUCUUCUUUUUAGAUAUGCCUCACUCAUGUGUCCGCAGUCACUAGAGUAUAUGGUGCUGGACUUCUCGUUAGCGCGAGGACUUGACUACUACACCGGAAUGGUUUUCGAAGCAAAGCUGAUCUCUGACCACGGAGAGCGCACAGGAUCGAUAGCAGGAGGGGGACGUUAUGAUGAGCUGCUAGGUAAGUUUAGAGCACGGGGAGACGAGCUUUGCGCAGUCGGGGGAAGCAUAGGGAUAGAACGCAUAUUUGCCAUUCUGGAAGCACGGCAAGCAUCACUUGAUGGCCUAGCGACUGGGGACGUUGAGGACGGUGGUUCCUCAUGCAAGUUGGCGUCUGCCAAGCGAUAUGAUGUUUAUAUUUGUGGAGCACCGGGGUGCACCAUAGAGGCCCGCCUAGAAGUGGCAGGAAUCCUUUGGGGACUAGGCAUCUCUGUGGGCAUGAGUUGUAAAGAAGGGUGCAGCCAGAAGCUACUGAAAAAGGACAUUGAUGAAGGCGUGGCAGGCCAUGCUCUCCUCGCCCUUAUUAUCGGCGGCGAUGAGAUAGAGAAUCGAGUCAUUAACGUGAAGAAUCUAUCGACGACAGAGCAGGUUGUCGUUCCGUUUGAUGAGAUUGGGGAGUAUUGCGCCAAGGCUUUAGCGACAAGACACGAACGGUUUGCCCUAUCUGAAUGUGAGAAGUUGCUUAGAGAUGUCAAGGACGGCAAAGAAGUGCGCGAAGGCAUAGAUAAUAUUUUAGCAGCCAUCAAGAUGCUCAGAACGUAA
Messenger RNA from Giardia duodenalis, 2886 nucleotides. RefSeq names its product Histidyl-tRNA synthetase. Gene Ontology annotation, biological process: mitochondrial translation. Bases 1 to 2886 code for a protein of 961 amino acids. The transcript has a single exon. Gene Ontology annotation, cellular component: mitochondrion. The record is from RefSeq and is a predicted model, not a curated record. Lineage: Eukaryota; Fornicata; Diplomonadida; Hexamitidae.